GGAUCAACUACAAAAGGCAAACUGACAUCUUUCACAGUACAUUUUAAUAACAAUUUUCUAUAUUUUGUAAAUAAUGAUUGGUCCAGGAUGAUUUUUCCAUAUAGAGCUGUAACUGCCAUUGAGGACAUGUCAUGUCAUGGGAAUGUGUUUUUCUCCCUUUUUAUUCAACAUACUUAAAAGGUCUAUUUGACUUUUGUCUGGCAAAAAAAAUAUGCCACAAUUCCAAUAAACUAAAGGAAUUUAGCAUUUAUUGCUGUAAGUGUGGAGAGGGAUUCGAUCAGCAUUUACAUCAUCACAUAGCAAAAAAAAAAAACCCAACAUUACAUUAAAUAAAUAAAAUGUGAAAUAAUCAAAUGCUAUUCAAAAGCCAAGCAUAUGAAAACGUCUUAAUUGAGUGGAGACAGAGAUACAGAUGGGAGAAAUGGGUGUCCUGGUGCUCCAAUUGAGCUACUGGUUCGCCCUCACUUAUCUAUUAAUUCGGUAAGUAAUCUGUAUCCAGUGAUACCAGCAUUUAGACCACAUGCCUGGAUUGGGAAUUCCAGUUAAUGAAGUGGCAUUCUGGCUACAGUCCUGUUUCAAUACAGGCUUAACUAGAAAGCGAUUCCAAUUUUAAAUCAGAUAUGAUAACACAAUAACAUCUCUUUAAAUAAACCAUGUUUUACUUAUAGCAGUAGGCUCUGGAGUAAGACAGUGAUUCGUGUUCACACGUCCUGAUCUAUUACGUCUUCCUCCCAAGAGGGUCGCUGGGUGAAAGGACGCCACCUGGUGGUACAAUCAGCUUGUCUGUGUUAAAUACAUGCCUGGUUCAGAAUUUCGCAGUUUCUAAAUAGAGGAAGGGCACCCCGGCACAGGGUCUGUUCCACCUCAACAUAUCUACUCUCUACGCACCGCUGCUUACUCCUGCCUGCAGCCUGCACACGGAGAACAGGAGGGUCUGCUGCUUCCUUGCUGCCGCUGAGGGUGAGCCUGCUCCCCUUCUCCUCCUCCUCCUCCUCCUCCUCGACCGGCCCUCCUCGGAGCAGAAUGCGCUGAUCUCUGCUCAGCCUGUGGAAGCAUGAUUUCUGUCGUCUCCACUGUGGAGAGCGUUCCCAGAGGUACGGGCACCCCGGCGCCGAGCCUUUACCAGCGGAUCAGGAAGGUCUUAACCAGGGACCUGUUGGUGACCCUGGCCCUGGGUCAGAUCCUGUCCUUGUUAAUCUGUGCUAUUGGUCUGACCAGCAAGUACCUGGCUGAUGACUUCCAUGCUAACACGCCGGUGUUCCAGAGCUUUCUUAACUACAUCCUGCUGUUUCUGGUCUACACCACCACACUGGCAGUCAGGCAAGGUGAAGGAAACUUGUUGGCUAUUCUGAAGCAGCGCUGGUGGAAAUAUAUGAUUCUGGGUUUGAUAGACAUCGAGGCCAACUAUCUGGUUCUGAAAGCUUACCAAUACACUACACUCUCCAGUGUACAGCUGUUAGACUGUUUUGCCAUCCCUGUGGUCCUGUUGCUGUCCUGGUUCUUUCUCUUGGUGAGGUACAAGGCUGUCCAUGUGGUUGGGGCAGGACUGUGUCUGUUGGGUAUUGGCUGCAUGGUGGGGGCUGACAUCCUACUUGGCCGCCAGCAAGGCCUUGGAGAGCAGAAGCUGUUUGGAGAUCUAUUGGUUCUAGGAGGAGCAACACUGUAUGGGAUCUCCAAUGUCUGUGAGGAGUUCAUAGUGAAGAACUUGAGCCGUGUGGAAUUCCUUGGCAUGAUGGGCCUCUUUGGAUCCUUUUUCAGCGGCAUCCAGCUGGCCAUAAUGGAACACAAGGAGCUACUGAAGGUACCUUGGGACUGGCAGAUAGGUCUUCUCUACAUUGGGUUCAGUGCCUUUAUGUUCAGCCUAUACAGCUUCAUGCCGGUAGUUAUGAAGAGGACAAGCGCCACCUCAGUCAACCUCUCUCUGCUCACAGCUGACCUGUACAGCCUCUUCUGUGGCCUAUUCCUCUUUCACUACAAGUUCUCAGGCCUUUAUCUGUUGUCAUUCUUCAUCAUUAUCUUGGGCCUGGUCUUUUACACCUCCUCGUCUACCUAUGUGGCCCAGGACCCACGGGUCUACAAGCAGUUCAGGAACACAGGCAGCCAGCCAGCCACUGACCUGCCCCAACUCAGUCCUGUAGUCCUGGAGCCUGCCGUCACCUACACCAGCCUGGGCCCCGAGCCAGGGGACGAACCUCCUGUACGUGUAGCCUAAGAUGAUCUGCAGGAGAGUUUACACUGUCAGUCUGGUGGAUCAGUGAGUCAGCUGCAGCCUCCAGGUUCUGACCACAGUUGUGUACAGAGAGAGAGUAUUGGCUGCACCCAGUCUGCUAAGCAGGGCAACUGGGUGAUCACCCAGGUACGUCCAGGUUUUGAUUUUUUGGCCUGUAUUGAGGGAUGAAGUCUCCACCCACUCAGUGACCAAGUUAGACAAAUUCAUGUACCCAAAUAUGUACCUGCUAAAUGAAUGACAAGAAUGUAAUUAAAAACAAAUAGCAAAACAAGUAAAAAUGUUGAGUUCACUGUGAUCAAAGAGUAGACAGUAGUGACUGUAAAUGAUCAUUCAUGUAUAUAGAAGGUAUUGUAACUUUAUUUAAUCUGCUUUCUUUUUAUAUCUGUCAAGAAUAUUUGUGCUCAAUCUCUGUGUAUAUGCUGUAUAAUUGUGUUUGUAUAUUCUGUACCAAUGGUUGUAUUGAUUAUUCUGCCAAACGGUUAAUGGUUUUACCCAUAUUACUUCCAAAUUGAAUAUCUGAUCAGAAUCUACAGUCUUUCCAAAUCCGCCUGCUCUAAUUGUCCAACAGAUUUAGUUAUCUGUUAAAGUAAUACAUACACUAGAGUCAUUUAAUACUUCACUGAAUUAAUUUACCAACAUGUAUCACACAAACCUAUGCUAGUGUGUGAUAUAUAGCAUCAGGGCUGUAGACAUUGAGGACAGUGAGGUCAUGUCUUCAGUCUUUUUCUUUGAAUAGUUUAGUAAAACUAACACAUGGUGGAUAAUUCAUAGCCUAGUUCCAGUAUGUGUACAUUCACUACAGUUAAAUUUGACUUUUUUAGGCCAAUGAAAUAGAAACAAAAUAAGAGAAAUAAAAUAAUAGAAAUGAAACCGA
Thunnus maccoyii (southern bluefin tuna) is the source of this 3104-nucleotide messenger RNA. RefSeq names its product solute carrier family 35 member F1 (gene slc35f1). The record is from RefSeq and is a predicted model, not a curated record. Gene Ontology annotation, biological process: transmembrane transport. Lineage: Eukaryota; Metazoa; Chordata; Actinopteri; Scombriformes; Scombridae. Bases 1055 to 2212 code for a protein of 385 amino acids. Gene Ontology annotation, cellular component: membrane. The transcript is spliced from 8 exons. Gene Ontology annotation, molecular function: transmembrane transporter activity.